Molecule: messenger RNA, 1304 nt
Organism: Eublepharis macularius
Lineage: Eukaryota; Metazoa; Chordata; Lepidosauria; Squamata; Eublepharidae
Product: immunoglobulin superfamily member 11-like
Exons: 7
Coding region: 1-1188 (395 amino acids)
Biological process (GO): homophilic cell-cell adhesion
Cellular component (GO): cell-cell junction
Molecular function (GO): ionotropic glutamate receptor binding
Source: RefSeq, a predicted model, not a curated record
AUGCAGUCUGGAAAUUGGAGACGACUCAGGCCCACUGGUGCUCUCUGUGGCGUGUGGAUUCUUUUCGGCUAUGUGACAGUUGCAGGAGCUGUGAAGGUAUCAGUGGUGGCCGACAGCAUCCAAGUGGUGCGGGGAGGAAGUGCCCUCCUGCCAUGUUCCUUCCACACCACAGCACCCCUGAACCGCCUCAACAUCAUCUGGACAGUUGUCCCAGCGGCAGACCCCAACCACCCACAACAAGUACUUGCUUACGAGCAGGGGAAGGUAGUGGAGAGUGUGUCACACUACACAGGCCGGGUGGGCUUUGCCUUCUCACCGACCCAGAGUGCUACCAUCAUCCUGAACGACACACGUGGCUCGGACAGCGGCACUUACCAAUGCAGCGUGAUGAACCCACCAGAUGCCAUCACGCCCAACAUCGGGGUCCUCCAACUCACUGUGUUUGUUCCACCAUCUAAUCCUAGAUGCUCCAGUGAGGGUGAUGGAGAUGAGGGGGGCCAUCUCCAGUUCUCAUGCACCGUAGAUGAAGGAAUGCCUGUACCGGCUUUCGUUUGGGAGAAGAUCCCACCGACCAUACAGCCUUUGGUGACCAGUUAUGAAGACACCCACCGCCUCAUCCUGACCUUCCACAACCUGACCACAGAGGCCUCCGGCCUUUAUCGUUGCACAGCCUCAAACAUGCUGGGCUCCGUCUCCUGCAGCAUGGAGCUGCGGGUGCAUGUCGCCCCUCACAGCACCACGUCCUUGGUGGUGGGAAUCACACUCAUGCUCAUCAUGGGCCUGGUGCUGCUGGCCCUCUUUGCUCUGGCCUUGUGGCUCCACCACCACAGCGUGAACAAGUGGGAAGAGGACUCGUGUAAUGAGAUUAGACUUGACAAUCUCGCACUGGGACGGCUGAUCGUUACCCCCUCUGGGGACAUUUCCACAUCCAGCCCCAUGACCCAGCCUCUUUGGAUCUUCACAAGUUCCACUCCCAACACCACUUAUGCUCAUCGUGAAUGGAGGCCCCAGCCUGGAACAGUAAGCCAGGUCUCGCUUCCAGGAGAGCCCAAACAGCCCACAUUAGCACACCGGGGAAGGCAGAGAAGAAACAGCCUCUCUGAGCAGGACGGAUCGUCAUCUGGAAGCGAGGAAGAAAAGCACCCCUUGCCUGGCUCUUUCCAGAAGCCCACAGGAUUCUUGGUGUAGGAACAGCCAUAAGAUAUGCGCAUGCAAACAGCAGCAUUCAAUCGGAGCAAGAAUAUGGAUUUGGGAGUCUAGAAUUUGUUUCCAGGAGAACCCUGCUUGCAAAUUCAACCUAUUUA